AACAGCGUACAAAUAUCAAUACUACAUUAAAUUACUACAAUCAACAAACGCGAACCGAAAUAUCAAAAAAGUUAUUACAAAGCAGUCUCAGCGGGAAAGAAAGUUCACAACAGAAACAAACAUACAUACAUUUACUUGGUAUAUGAGCAUCGCAACUUCACUAAAUAAAUCAAACCACAAAGGACUAGGAAAAUGGAGACUCCGCGACGAGUGACGCGUAAUAUGCACAUGCAAAAUAUCCAGAAGAUUAGUACCCCUUUGCGUAUACCACCAUCACCAUUUAUGAAGAAUCUAGGUUAUGGCACAGGCGUUAACGUUUAUAGAUUGGAACGUUCGCCUAAAUGUGGGCAAAUGCGUUCACCUUGGGCUGUAAAGCGUAUUUCCAAACGCGCUAACGAGCACGCGGAGCUAUUUAAUUCACGCAUUCAUGAUGAAGCAGAAAUUUUAAGAAAACUUUCUCAUCCAAAUAUUGUGGGAUUCCGGGGCGCUAUUAAAAGUGAUGAUGGGCUAGAAACUUUGGCCUUAGAAUGUUGCAAAACAUCAUUGGGUACAAUAUUAGAAGAUCGCAACGAAGAGAACCUGGGACCUUUACCAGCAAAAUAUACUCUAAAAAUGAUAGCUGAUAUAGCUCAUGCCUUAGAUUAUUUGCAUACGAAAGCCAAGAUAUUGCAUGGCGAUUUAAAAUCUUUCAAUGUGUUGGUAAAAGGAGAUUUCGAAAUUUGUAAAUUAUGCGAUUUUGGCGUUAGUUUGCCAUUAGACGAAUAUGGGCUGAUUAAUUUCACAAAAAAUCCGCAUUUACGUUAUGUUGGCACGAACCUGUGGUCGGCACCUGAGGUAAUGGAUGAUUCCGAAAUUAUUGACUUCAAAGCUGAUAUUUUUAGUUUUGGUCUUAUCAUCUAUGAAACGGUAUCUCUAGUACCGCCACACACAUUGGAUACAGUAGAUGAUGAAAACGACGAAGCUAACAACACGGUCGGAUCCUCUAAAACUAGUGACUCAAGCGAUAAGAGCUGUGCUACGGCGGGAUCUGAAGAUUACGAGCUUGAACGUGUCGACAGAGCAUGCGGCACACGCCCACCCCUACCGCAAGCAUUUCAUUUAACAGAUGAUUACAAUCGAAUUAUAGAGUUUUUUUAUUGUUGUACAAACGAAUUGCCAGAAGAUAGACCACCAGCAAAAAUAAUUUGGUCUUCUUUGGAAAAUGAAAAUAGCGAUAACAAUGGUAAUGAGAAAAUGAAGAGUAGUACUAAAUAAUUAGAAUAACUUUAAGAACACAUACAUUGAAUUUCAAGCAAAUUUGAUUAUAUUGACUUAGUUUAGGAUUAACUGACUAUAAGGG
Messenger RNA from Rhagoletis zephyria (snowberry fruit fly), 1339 nucleotides. RefSeq names its product lymphokine-activated killer T-cell-originated protein kinase. The record is from RefSeq and is a predicted model, not a curated record. NCBI's taxonomy places the organism in Eukaryota, Metazoa, Arthropoda, Insecta, Diptera, Tephritidae. Gene Ontology annotation, molecular function: protein serine/threonine kinase activity; ATP binding. Gene Ontology annotation, biological process: protein phosphorylation.